GUGAAGUGAGAAGGUAUGAAAAUUGUGAAGUGGAUAGCGAAAUUGCGUUUUUCGAUUGGGAUAACUGAAUAGCAUCAGAUUCUAGAUUAAUUAAAUAAUUUUGUAUUAACGUUGAAUGUCGUCGGACUGUUUAAAAGUGAAUAACGGUAUAUAAAUUUAGUAUGAUGUUAGGAUCGAGCAUUCCAAUAAUGAUGCUUACCGCCUUUGAAAUGACGCAAAAAAUGGAAAUGUUAGUCAACAUCAAAAUAUUUAAUGAUCUGUUUGGCUUUAAAAAAUAGUGAACCAACGCGCAUAUUACAAACUUCCAGUUUCAGUGCGGUGUAGCACUAUGACUGUAUUGGUGGUGUAAGAGGAACUAUACAUCACAAACAUACGCAGGCAGACGAGUCAAGAGAAAAGUUAUUUCCCGCACCAGAGUGAACCACUUGCGAUAACAAUUGAAACCUAAACUACUAAAAUAAUUGCGGUUACUACAAACGCCCACAAGGACCACUAUCUAAGUUUGCGCCGACAAAAGAGAAGAGAGGCACAUUGGUGCGUGUGAGAUAACUGCAGUAAGAGCAGAACGGUUAUUAGAAAGGAAAUACCGUUACAAAGCAGCAGUCAUCUUCCCUCGUUUGAGCCUUCGAAAAACCGAAAAAUACCGGUACGCUCCCGCGCGUGCGCGAGGUAGUUACAGAGGUUGUUUUGCUGCACGAUUUGGUAAACAAGUUGUUUUUGAUACGGGUGUGUAAAUAAUCCGACAGUGAACAAUAAUAAGCAAAAGAAGAGGCGGGAAGCGCUUUGCAUUGUUGAAAAAAAAAUAUUGCGCCAGUUGUCAUCGCAACGCCGCUGGACGAAGAGUGAGUAAGUGAGCUUUUGUGUCAAGUGCCACCUAUGCAAUCCCUGCGAUUAACGGUGAGGUGUGAAUAAAAUUUUGAAAUUCCGGAAAAUCGGACCGAACCAGCUUUUGGUCCAGAAAUCGAUGAUAAGUGGUAAAUUGUGAAAUCAAUGCAAUGGGUGUAGCUUUCAACUUCGACUUCUGGUCCAAUCCGGACGAAGUGACUGAGGUGACAUUUUUUCUGCCGAAUGGAGUUCUGAUUAUACUGAAGUAUUCGAUUUACGCUACGCUGCAGGAUCUAAAGACGGACGUAUGGGAGGAAGCGGAACGCUACCCACUGUACUGCCAUCUGGGCGACAAGUCGAUGUACUUUUUCAGCACCAUGAGCAGCGCCAACAACAACAGCUAUGAGCUGAGCGACGAAACCAAACGGCUUAUCGAUGUGGCACCGGUGUUUUGCAUGUUCCGUUUCGUGGAGAAGCAGGUGUCGGUAAACAACAAACUGAUCAACAACAUUACCACGCUGCUCGGGAAGACUCUGUCGGAGAAAACGUUGAAAAAUCCGGAAGUGAACGACUUUCGAACGAAGAUGUGUUACCUUGGAGAGGAAAUAGCUACUAAGCGUGCCACAAUGAACCUUAUGGAGCGGAUCAUCUACCAGUAUCCUCCGAAGCUAGUCAACAGUGCGCAUAUUCCGGAGUUGGUGAAGAAGCGAAUAACUAACGGGGACAUUUGUGUAGUUGCAAAGAGCGCCGACAUGCAGGUCACGGUCAAAAUUCCUUGCAAAGCCACACCGGACGAAGUGCUCAAACGCAUUUUGGAGAAAAAGCAAAUCUCCGUAAACACGCGAAACGAAAACAGUUCCGACUUUAUACUGAAAGUUUGCGGUCGCGAGGAAUACAUGUUCGGGGAUCACCCUAUCAUCAAUUUCCAGUACGUACAGGAUUCACUGUCUCGCGAAGAAACGCCCACGUUUGUUCCAAAGUUGCUGCGUAGCGUAGAAAUUUUCAAAGACAACAUCUAUGAAAUCCCGGAGGAGAUUACCCAGAGAUCGAACAGUACCGGUAGCAAGCCGGCAUCGCAUACGUUGCGAAAAGUGAAGCACAUCACUAGCUGGGACAUCGAGGCACACUUUCAGUGUACGGUGCACAGCAUAGCCGAUCUAAAUUGUGACGCCAAUCGAAAUGUUGAGGUUGGAAUUCAGCUCGGACUGUUUCACGGGGGUAAAUCACUUUGCGAAUCGAUGCGAACGCAGCUGGUAUCGGUGAACGAAGGCAGUGCCACCUGGAAUGAGACUAUCAAAUUUGAUAUCGCCGUAAAAAAUGUUCCUAGAAUGGCAAGACUGUGUCUGGUGAUUUACGAAAAUGUACGGACAGCGAAAGGGGUAGGCGUGAGAGCACGGCGAACAAAGGAUGGCUUUAUGAAUCCUAUCGCGUGGGUUAACACUAUGCUGUACGAUUACAAAAAUCAGUUGAAGGCUGGAGCAGUUACUUUGUACACUUGGACGUACGCAGAAGAUUUGCAAUCGGAGGAUGUGCUACACCCUCUUGGGACGGUAGAACCAAACCCUCGACGAGACGAGUGUUCGUCCAUUAUCCUCAGCUUCCACAACUAUAACCAGCAGAAUAAGAUCAUUGUUUAUCCCUCGGAAGAUCAGUUGCUGGAUCAUGCGAACAAGAUGAGGCGAAUCAAUAGGCAUUUAAACCGGGACAGUGCAGAGGAGGUGCGCCCGAUCAAGGAGAUUUUGAUGCAGUACCUGCACAAUGAACGGCUGAACGAUAUGCACGAGCAGGAUCGUAACGCUAUCUGGGCGAAACGAAGAGAAUGCAUGACGCUGGAACCGGAUGGGUUGCCCUGUUUGCUGUACUGCGUGGAGUGGAACAACAGGAAUGAGGUAGCCGAAAUAACCUCACUACUGCAGGAAUGGCCCAUCCUCCCCCUGGAACGUGCCCUCGAACUGCUCGACUACGCCUACGCUGAUCAGUACGUGCGACGGUAUGCCGUCAAAUGCCUCCGCACCAUCCAGGAUAGCGAGCUGCUGCUGUACCUGCUGCAGCUGGUGCAAGCGAUGAAACACGAAUCCUACCUGUACUGUGAUCUGGUCGAUUUUCUGUUGCAGCGGGCCCUGCACAAUCAGCAUAUAGGGCACUUUUUCUUCUGGCAUUUACGUUCGGAGAUUCAAGUACCCUCCGUACAGGUCCGCUUCGGGUUGAUCUUGGAGGCGUACUUGAAGGGCAGCCAGGAACACGUGGCGAUUUUGCUGAAACAGAUGCACCUAUUGCGAAAGUUACAGGCGAGUUCCGAGUUGGUUAAGAAAGGAAACAAAGAGAAGGGAAAGACACUUCUGAUGGAAUAUCUGCAGGAGCGGUCGGUCGGUGAAGCAAUGUCCGAUGUCAUCAGCCCACUCAAUCCGAGUUUUCGAUGCAAAACUGUACGGGCGGAAAAAUGUAAAGUGAUGGAUUCCAAAAUGCGACCACUGUGGAUAGUCUACCAGAAUUCGGACAUCAAUGGUGAUGAUAUAAAUAUGAUUUUUAAAAAUGGUGACGACUUGCGACAGGACAUGCUAACUUUGCAGAUGCUGAGAAUUAUGGAUCGGAUCUGGAAGACCAACGGGUAUGAUUUUCGAAUGAAUCCUUAUAGCUGCAUUAGCACAGACCGACGAUUGGGAAUCAUCGAGGUGGUUCUAAAUGCUGAAACUAUUGCCAAUAUACAGAAGGAGAAAGGUAUGUUCUCGGCAACUUCCCCGUUUAAGAAAGGAUCCCUGCUAGCCUGGUUAAAGGAGCACAACCAUACGGAGGAAAUGCUAGCCAAGGCAGUGCAAGAAUUUACACUGAGCUGCGCAGGCUAUUGCGUUGCAACGUACGUCCUGGGGGUAGCCGAUCGGCACUCGGAUAAUAUCAUGGUGAAAAAGACUGGUCAGCUGUUUCACAUAGACUUUGGCCACAUUUUAGGACAUUUCAAGGAGAAAUUUGGCUUCCGCCGAGAACGGGUACCAUUUGUACUGACGCAUGAUUUUGUGUACGUGAUUAACAAAGGCCGAACAGAUCGGGAAGCGCAAGAGUUUCGCCAAUUUCAGCAUCUUUGUGAAGAGGCAUUUCUAAUUCUAAGAAAGCAUGGUUGCUUAAUACUGUCAUUGUUUGCUAUGAUGAUCUCAACUGGUCUACCGGAGCUAUCAUCGGAGAAAGAUCUCAUCUAUUUGCGGGAAACUUUGGUACUCGAUCGACCCGAAGAGGAAGCUCGCGAACACUUCCGAUCAAAGUUCAGCGAAGCGCUGGCCAACUCUUGGAAAACGUCACUAAACUGGGCUUCUCAUAAUUUCUCCAAAAACAAUAAACAGUGACAGUUGCGUUAUAAUCUCACCAUGUAAGAAACGGAGAACGUGUGGCACUGAAAAGCAGCUCGGAAUUAGCACACUACAUCAUCGUUGGGGUGGCCGAAGAGCCGAACCGAUGAAUGCGCGGUAGCUUUGGCUUGAUUUGGUUGCUCUUAGCCGGGACGCGGGAACGAGCUGCUGGCCUCCCUCGUUUCCCGUCUUGCUUUACUUGCAAAAUCUCGCAUUUUAUUGCUCAUAUCUCAUUAGCAUCGAUAGGUCGCCUGGUUGCGAACAGUGGAACACUAGAGAAAGCAGAGCUACCUAGUAAUUUUAACACUAAUUUUAUCGUUUAGCAACACUUGUUAUCGGUAUGUAAUCAUGUAUAUUUUUAAUUUAGUAGAAAAAAAUUAUAUCGAAACUAUAUUCUGAUUUGUGCAUUAAUGUUUUCGAUUUUUGUACAGUAACUAAUGCAUGGCUGAUAAAUUAACGUAGCUUGUAUUAGUAAGAUAUUUCAAUUGUUUGGUCUAUUUAGCAUAUUAUCUAAACUAAUCAGUGAGAGAGAUAAACAUUAUGCAUUAGCAAAUAUAAAUGAGGUCCCGACAGGAGCUUUGCAAAAAUAAAUCACCACACAGAUAUUGAAACUAGUAAAAAAAGAUAAAUAAUGAACCUAAUAACAGCUAUGCAAGGACUGAUAGUGCGAAGGAUUAAAUUAAUUUAAAUGUAAAUUAUGUACCUAGGAAUGAUCACUAAUGCAAAUGGUAGCGAAACGCAAUUACACUAGCAAAUCAUUUAUACUAAUUUGAUUAAAUCAUGAGUUUAAAAAAGUAGAUAAUUCGAAAUAAAAGGAAGAACUUUGUCUUUAGCCUUUAGACUAGCAGUAACCACCAUAGUGAAUAAGUAGGGACAGCCGUUGUCUAGCAAAUGACUUGAAAAUGCACCUUAUUCUGUGAGGAAACCGUAGAAAGGAAUUCGAAUAAAUUCUGUCUUAAAAUUA
Molecule: messenger RNA, 5127 nt
Organism: Topomyia yanbarensis
Lineage: Eukaryota; Metazoa; Arthropoda; Insecta; Diptera; Culicidae
Gene: Pi3K92E
Product: phosphatidylinositol 4,5-bisphosphate 3-kinase catalytic subunit beta isoform
Exons: 7
Coding region: 996-4160 (1054 amino acids)
Biological process (GO): phosphatidylinositol-3-phosphate biosynthetic process; phosphatidylinositol 3-kinase/protein kinase B signal transduction; phosphatidylinositol-mediated signaling
Cellular component (GO): phosphatidylinositol 3-kinase complex; plasma membrane; cytoplasm
Molecular function (GO): 1-phosphatidylinositol-4-phosphate 3-kinase activity; 1-phosphatidylinositol-3-kinase activity
Source: RefSeq, a predicted model, not a curated record